AUGUGUCAGGCCGCCCGCCCGGCCGCCCGCCCGGCCUCCUAUAUAACCCCAGGCGCCCGCUCUGCCUCCCUGCGCCUCCUGCUCGCAGGCACAUGCCUCCCCUCCCCAGGACGAGGCCCAGCUGACCCGGGGCUGCGGGGUCCCCGGCAGGCAGCGGACAGGGAAGGGUUAAAGGCCCCCGGCUCCCUGCCCUGCCCUGGGGAACCCCUGGCUUGGGGACAUGAACUGUGUUUGUCGCCUGGUCCUGGUGGUGCUGAGCCUCUGGCCAGAGAGAGCUGCUGCCCGAGGGCCACCUCCUGGUCCCCCUCGAGCGGCCCCAGACCCUCGGGCAGAGCUGGACAGUGCGGUCCUCCUUACCCGCUCCCUCCUGGUGGACACGCGGCAGCUGGCCGCACAGCUGAGAGACAAGUUCCCCGUGGACGGGGACCACAGCCUGGACUCCCUUCCCACUCUGGCCAUGAGUGCGAGUGCACUGGGAGCCCUGCAGCUGCCCAGCGUGCUCACGAGGUUGCGGACUGACCUGCUGUCCUACCUGCGACACGUGCAGUGGCUGCGCCGGGUGGGUGGCCCUUCGCUGAGGACCCUGGAGCCUGAGCUGGGCACCCUGCAGGCCCGGCUGGACCGGCUCCUGCGCAGGCUGCAGCUCCUGAUGUCCGUCCUGGCCCUGCCCCAGGUGCCCCCAGAACCGCCCACACCACCCCUGGCACCUCCUGCCUCAGCCUGGGGAGGCAUCCGGGCGGCCCACGCCGUCCUGGGUGGGCUGCACCUCACCCUGGACUGGGCCGUGCGGGGGCUGCUGCUGCUGAAGACCCGGCUGUGACCCAGGACACAACACCACCGCCGUCCCUCCUUCGAAGCCACGUCUUAUUUAUUUAUUUAUUUCAGUAUCGGGACGGGACGGUCAGGGACGCCCCCUCACCAGGCCCCUGGUUAGACAGACUCAGUGAGAGGGGUGCCUGUGCCUUAUUUAUACUUAUUUAUUUAAGGGCUGGAGGAAGGGAAGGGAGGCAGGCGACUCACGGGCCCCCGAUUCUGUAAGGAGCCUUUCUACCAUGUCUUCCAGGGCCCUCUCUCCCCCUGGGCCUGGACAGGAGCAUAUAUUAUUAUUUAUUAAACAAUUACUUUGUAAUAUUAGGGUGAGGAGGGAAGAGAAAAGGAAGGCUGGGUUUUGAUGCAAAAUGGUGAGAAAGCCUCGUGAGACAGAGAGGGGAACUGCAGGCCCUUGUGGGGAGUCGCUGAGACUUGGACUUGGACCCUGGGGUAGAGCGGGCAAGGGGUGUGGCUGGUGGCCCAGAGAACUCUGGGGAGGCGGGUUUGAGCCCCCGUGAGCCAGCACCUGCCCCGUGGAAGGUUCCAGAAGGUUCCGGAAGGUCACCCCGUGAGUGAUGGUAUCAGCAAGGACAAAGCUGCACGCUUGAGGUCAUCCGUUCUGGCACUGUUCCCGCUGGCAAGUGGGAAAGGACCUGCAUGCCCAGCGGUGGGGACAGCUCCAUAACGAAGUUCCUCCUCGCUAGAGGACAGCCAUGGCGCACUGUCCAGGCGGGCGCGGCAGACAGCAGGCUGCACAGCUGCCUCGUCAUCCCGAUUUGGGGCUUCUCUAUGUGUACAGAUUUUUAAGUCCCAGAGGGAAAUACACCAACAUGGUGAUAAUGGCUGUCUGAGGGCUGGACACAAGAGGAAGGGUUGUGGGUGACUUUUAUUGUUUGCACUUGUAUUUUCAAGAAUUUCUACCAUGACUAUAUUUUGCAUGACACAUUUAAAAUAAUAAUAAACACUAUUUUUAGAA
This is a messenger RNA of Heterocephalus glaber (naked mole-rat), 1786 nucleotides long. It is a transcript of the gene Il11, whose product is annotated as interleukin 11. The record is from RefSeq and is a predicted model, not a curated record. Gene Ontology annotation, molecular function: cytokine activity; growth factor activity. Gene Ontology annotation, cellular component: cytoplasm. NCBI's taxonomy places the organism in Eukaryota, Metazoa, Chordata, Mammalia, Rodentia, Bathyergidae. Gene Ontology annotation, biological process: positive regulation of MAPK cascade; positive regulation of cell population proliferation.